AUGAAUCUCACAAGUGAAGAUGCUAAGCCAACACCCUACAGCGAGUGUGUUCAAACUCUCCAAGAAGAAUUCGUCUCCUUGAGAGUUUUCUUGGGGAACAUUGUCAAGUUGCGCCAUCAACAAGAGGAACUCCAAACUCUUUGGGAUCGUGUUUUGGAGAUGGCAUAUAGAGCGGAGGAGCUCAUUGACCUGUUUUUAGUGGUUGGUGAUGUCCCUGAUUCCUUUUCGUCGUCAUUUGAUUCCAUCAUGAAAGACUUCGCGAACAUUAAGCCAGCAAUCGAAAUCAAGACACACGAAAUCAAAGUAAAUGAGGCAACCAUCGCUUCUUCCAGCCAUGUCGCGACACAUACAACUCCCAUCACAACAACCACUGAGAUUGCAUGGUCCACUGUGUCACAAGUAGUUGACAAAGAAAAAGUGUUUCGGGAGCUCUUAAAUCAGAUAGAUCCAGAUAUCAAAUGUUCUCAACUCACCGGACAAGAUUUAAUUCAAAAGCUCUGGCGCAAGUUGAAAGGAAGGAGAUAUCUCAUCGUUUUGGAUGACAUAUGGGACGUUGAGGCAUGGAAUAGCCUGAGAGAAUCGCUUCCUUAUGACAUCACCCAAAGCAGAAUUCUUUUGACCAGUCGCCGUCAUUGUGUUGCUCCUAGAGAGAUGCUACUCGACCACGAACCUCAUUUUCUUCGACAACUCAAUGUGAAAGAGGGUCUGAAAUUAUUGCAGAUAAAGUUGUUCUCUGGAGAUCAUGGCUGGCCUCCUGCUUUGCUUGAACUUGGAAUGCAAAGUGCUGAAAUUUGCAAGGGGUUACCACUCACCAUCGUCAUAGUAGCCGGCCUUUUGGCAACCACAAAAUCAGAGGGUUGGAAGGAAAUUCUCAUUGAUCUAAGCUCGGGCGAGUUGUCCAUCACGGAACAAUGCAUGAAAACAUUGGAGCGCAGCUAUGAACACUUACCUGAUGAUUUAAGGCCAUGUGAAGUAGAACAACUUGCUCAGCUGGUCUUCCUGGCGAUCCAAGGUUUGUUUGAGGAAAUCCCACCAUCCAUAGAAUCCCUUUCUCUUCAAUAUUUCAAUGCUGAUUUUAGUGACUUUGGUUGCCCCAAAAGUCUGAAAAAGUUAACACUGAGAACAGGUUCUUUGUCUUCAAAGAGUAUUUCAGCCAUUGGUGGGCUGCCAAACCUUCUUGUCCUCAAAUUAAUUAAUGUAAACUUCGAAAGGAAUGUUUGGGAAAUGGAAGAAGGGGAAUUCUCAAAACUCAGAAUCUUGAGAUUGGAAUCCCAUGGCCUAAUCAAGUGGACUGCUAGCGAAGAUCAUUUCGAACGUGUUAAGAGUUUGGUAUUGAGGAAUUAUAAAUCAUUGGAAGAGAUUCCUUCUUGUUUAGACUCCAUCGCGACGCUUGAAACGAUUGAGGUCAUCAAUUGUCCUGAGAUUGUAGAAAAUCUGGUAAGACAAAUCGAGGAAAUGCAGGUGGACUGCGGAAAUUCAGACUUCAAGGUCAUUAUUCAACCCGGAAGGAAGUGA
Molecule: messenger RNA, 1515 nt
Organism: Oldenlandia corymbosa var. corymbosa
Lineage: Eukaryota; Viridiplantae; Streptophyta; Magnoliopsida; Gentianales; Rubiaceae
Source: the annotation of a GenBank genome assembly